AUGACGCCCUACAACCAUCACAUGACGCCCUACAAUCAUCACAUGACGCCCUACAACCAUCACAUGACGUCCUACAACCAUCACAUGACGCCCUACAACCAUCACAUGACGCCCUACAACCAUCACAUGACGCCCUACAACCAUCACAUGACGCCCUACAACCAUCACAUGACGCCCUACAACCAUCACAUGACGCCCUACAACCAUCCCAUGACGCCCUACAACCAUCACAUGACGCCCUACAACCAUCACAUGACGCCCUACAACCAUCAUAUGACGCCCUACAACCAUCACAUGACGCCCUACAACCAUCACAUGACGCCCUACAACCAUCACAUGACGCCCUACAACCAUCACAUGACGCCCUACAACCAUCAUAUGACGCCCUACAACCAUCACAUGACGCCCUACAACCAUCACAUGACGCCCUACAACCAUCACAUGACGCCCUACAACCAUCACAUGACGCCCUACAACCAUCACAUGACGUCCUACAACCAUCACAUGACGCCCUACAACCAUCACAUGACGCCCUACAACCAUCACAUGACGCCCUACAACCAUCACAUGACGCCCUACAACUAUCACAUGACGCCCUACAACCAUCACAUGACGCCCUACAACCAUCACAUGACGCCCUACAACCAUCAUAUGACGCUGUACAACCAUCACAUGACGCCCUACAACCAUCACAUGACGCCCUACAACUAUCACAUGACGCCCUACAACCAUCACACGACGCCCUACAACCAUCACAUGACGCUCUACAACCAUCACAUGACGCCCUACAACCAUCACAUGACGCCCUACAACCAUCACAUGACGCCCUACAACCUUCACAUGACGCCCUACAACCAUCACAUGACGCCCUACAACCAUCACAUGACGCCCUACAACCAUCACAUGACGCCCUACAACCAUCACAUGACGCCCUAG
This is a messenger RNA of Physella acuta, 936 nucleotides long. RefSeq names its product histidine-rich glycoprotein-like. Lineage: Eukaryota; Metazoa; Mollusca; Gastropoda; Physidae. The record is from RefSeq and is a predicted model, not a curated record.